CCGGAAGUGUGUGACGUCGCAGAACAACAAAGAUGGCAGGAAUAGGAAGCAGCAACUAUUGGGAAGAUCUGCGAAAGCAGGCCAGACAGUUGGAGAAUGAACUUGACCUGAAGUUGGUCUCCUUCAGUAAACUGUGCACCAGCUACAGCAGCUCCAGAGAUGGACGGCGAGGAGACACGUCAGACACCACUCCUCUGCUAAACAACUCAACCCAGGACAGGAUGUUUGAUACGAUGUCAGUGGAGAUUGAACAGCUGCUGGCGAAACUAACUCUUGUGAAUGACAAGAUGGCAGAGUAUACCAACACCCCCGGUACAGCUUCUCUCAAUGCUGCACUAAUGCACACCCUUCAGAGACACAGAGACAUCCUACAGGAUUACACACAUGAAUUCCACAAAACCAAAGGCAACUUCUUGGCCAUUAGGGAAAGGGAAGACCUACUAGGAUCUGUCAGAAAAGACAUUGAGACUUACAAGAGUGGCUCGGGGGUCAACAACAGAAGGACAGAGUUGUUUCUAAAGGAACACGAGCACCUGAGAAAUUCUGAUCGACUGAUGGACGACACAAUAAGCAUUGCCAUGGCGACCAAGGAGAACAUGACCUCCCAGAGGGGUAUGCUGAAGUCCAUACAGAGCCGGGUCAACACGCUGGCCAACCGUUUCCCAACCAUCAACAAUCUCAUCCAGCGAAUCAACCUGCGGAAGAGACGAGAUUCUCUCAUCCUCGGCACGGUGAUCGGCGUUUGCACCAUCCUCCUUCUGCUUUACGCUUUUCAUUGAACUCCAGGCCUGUUAACAUCCAUUAAAGGGUGGUACUGUUCUGCUCUGUACAUUGUGGGACCACCAGGGAACUGAGUUCAGCGAUUUUGAGGGUCCUGGAGGCUCCUGAACAGAAGGACAUUCAGUUGGUCUAGUCUGAUGAUGGGAACAAAUUUGGCCAACAUGAACUACUGAACUUGUAUUUAGUGAUGGGACAGAUGGAGGACUGGUGGUUGGGCACUCAUCUACCAACCAGGGAACGGAGACCAAAAGUACAAAUAAACUAGAUUUUAAAAAUUAUAUUGAUAACUUACCUGGAGAGAAACUGUGCUGAGGAAAGUGUGAAGAGACUGAGACUGUGUUGCAUAAUUUUUUUCACAGGUGGAAGGAUUUUUAUUUGCGCGGUUCUUUUUAAUUGAUGGAGCGGGGUGGAUCAUUCAUUGUUGGCUGUAAAAUGUGAAUUAAUAAAUUAUUCAUAUCGGUGUGUGACACUACUAGAUACUCAACAUUUAUUUUUCAAAAUACAUCGUCUAAACUGUUAAAGUCUUCUGGGCCUUGUCAUUUCAGAGCAUGUCUAGCCACAACAUGGCUCAGUUUUCAUUCUUGUUUCAUCUUACAAGAGCCACUAAGUAAGUCUCAGAUCCAGUUGUAGUAUACCAGACUGUGUUAAGUUCACUGGUUUGCUGCAGACAGACUGUGGAGAGUUGUAUUUCAUCUGAAAUGAACAUUUGGUUUCACCUCAAAACAGACGGAAGCCGAAGGAUUUAAAGGUGGGAGCUAACACAGUCGUCCAAGGAUGAAAUGAUCGCAGUUAGGGCUGAAAACUCAUUAGAUUAAAGUCUUAGUUUCUAGAUGAGCGUUUAAGAAUGUGAACAAGGCAGCUGUGUGAGAAACAUCAAUGUGUUUUUGUCUCACAGCAUGAGGAUGUUACUGGACUGGAAUCAAAAUAAAAUAGCCUCACUUCAAUGGACCACA
Sphaeramia orbicularis (orbiculate cardinalfish) is the source of this 1733-nucleotide messenger RNA. RefSeq names its product golgi SNAP receptor complex member 1 (gene gosr1). Gene Ontology annotation, biological process: endoplasmic reticulum to Golgi vesicle-mediated transport; inter-Golgi cisterna vesicle-mediated transport; vesicle fusion. The record is from RefSeq and is a predicted model, not a curated record. Gene Ontology annotation, cellular component: Golgi membrane; cis-Golgi network; Golgi medial cisterna. NCBI's taxonomy places the organism in Eukaryota, Metazoa, Chordata, Actinopteri, Kurtiformes, Apogonidae. The coding region runs from base 33 to 779 and encodes 248 amino acids. The transcript is spliced from 9 exons. Gene Ontology annotation, molecular function: SNAP receptor activity.